Messenger RNA from Eimeria maxima, 558 nucleotides. RefSeq lists its product as hypothetical. The record is from RefSeq and is a predicted model, not a curated record. The transcript has 2 exons. Lineage: Eukaryota; Apicomplexa; Conoidasida; Eucoccidiorida; Eimeriidae. Bases 1 to 558 code for a protein of 185 amino acids.
AUGCCAGGGACACGCAGCAGCGAGGAGGCAGCAGAUGAUGAUGAUGAAGGAGACGAAGAAGACGAAGGAGACAGCAAGGAGACAGAUAAGAGCAGCAGCAGCAAGGAGACAGGAAAGAGCAGCAAGAGCAGCAAAGAGAGCAGCAAGAGCAGCAAGGAGACAGCACAAGAGGAGGAGGAUGAUGAUGACGACUCAGGGGACACAAAACACAGCAGCAGCAGCAGCAAGAGCAGCAGCAGCAGCAAAGAGGAUGAUGAUGAUGAGGAGGAAGGAGGGGAUAAAAAAAAGAAUAAAGAAGGAGGAAGAAAAAAAGGAGACAAAGGAGACACUAAUAAGGAGGAAGAAGAAGAAGAAGGAGAAGAAGAAAAGGAGACAAAAGAAGAAAAGGAGACAAAAAAAAGAAAACAUAAAGAUGAUGAUGAUGACGAGGAAGGAGGAACGAAGGAAGGAAACAGCAGCAGCAGCAGCAGCAGCAGCAAAGAUGAUGAUGAAGGAGACAACGACAGCAGCAGCAGCAGCGAACCCGCAGACGGAAAACCAGGUAUAACCCCUAACUAA